AUGAGUAGCAGUUGUCAGUCGCGAACAGUUGUUCCACGUAAUUUUAAACUAUUGGAAGAACUUGAAGCGGCUCAGAAAGGCCACCACGAAGGUUCGGUAUCAUGGGGUCUUGAAGCGAACGAUGAUAUGUCUCUUUCCCGGUGGGUAUGUAUGAUUAUUGGACCAUCACGAACACCUUUUGAAGGCCGGAUCUAUACUUUAAAAGUGUACUGUGGUGAUCGUUAUCCAGAAGAACCACCGGUAGUUCGUUUUCAGACACGCAUCAAUCUCACUGGUGUUUCAGCGAAUGGUUCAGUUGAUGCAAAACACAUAUCUACACUUCGAAACUGGAAUCGAGAUUUGUCGAUUCAUCAAGUCUUGAAUGAAAUUCGAUCAAGCAUGUCAUCGAAAGAGAAUGUCAAAUUGCCACAACCACCUGAAGGCGCGCUUUAUCCAUCUCAGUAA
Molecule: messenger RNA, 444 nt
Organism: Adineta ricciae
Lineage: Eukaryota; Metazoa; Rotifera; Eurotatoria; Adinetida; Adinetidae
Source: the annotation of a GenBank genome assembly